UCCAAAACCCCCUCCCAACCUCUCAUCAAACUAACAUGACCUGACGACUUCCUAUCUUUUAAACCUCGAUUCAUCUUUGUCUGCAUCCUGUUGUCUUGCUCAAGCCCUGCUGGUCACGCCAUGGUUUUCUUUUCUUUUCUUUUGGUCUCAUGCUUUUUCAAAUUUCAUGUCAUUCGCUUGUCCAUACAUAUUGCAUUUCUUAGCGACUGUUUCGGGAAAAAGGAUGGUUGUUGGUCUUUCUGGCAAAAUAAGUCCCUGCUGUGCUGCAAGUGUCAUUACAUUCGCUCUGAGUUUUAUUUUCGGUGGUUUAUUUUCUUUUUUCUUUUUUGUCUCAUCAGUCAUUUUUAUCUGCUUCACACAUAUAUAGACAGGGAGGGAUUUGGGCACGCGUUACAGGGACUGAUUGACGAAUUUCCUCGUGGUUCCUGAAGGUGGAAUCGCUCCAUGAUGCCUACCUGCGAAAUCU
This is a messenger RNA of Penicilliopsis zonata CBS 506.65, 466 nucleotides long. RefSeq lists its product as hypothetical. The record is from RefSeq and is a predicted model, not a curated record. Lineage: Eukaryota; Fungi; Ascomycota; Eurotiomycetes; Eurotiales; Aspergillaceae. The transcript has a single exon. Bases 121 to 429 code for a protein of 102 amino acids.